AGCCCGCCCCCCACACGCCCUCUCGGCGGCCAACAGCGAUGGGGAAGCGGAAUAAGGUCUGCUUGGCGCAGUCUGUCAGCCCUAGCGACGGGAUUGUGGGCUCAGGACAGGUCCCGGUUCCAGUCGCAACCGCGGCCCCGGUCCCGCUACCUCCUCUCAGCCCCUCCGCCCGCAGCCGCGCAUCGCACCGCGCAUGCGCGUCUCCCCCCCCCCUGAGGGGGGUGGGGGCCGGCACUGCGCAUGCGCUGGGCUGCGCGGGCAAAACGGAUCGGUUGGGAUUUGUAAGGCGGGGUCGGUGGGAGUGCUGAAGAGAUAAUCGGGACGAUAAUGAAAAGCCACCGUGCAUCUUCUAAUAAAAGUGGGGAGAACACUGGUGGGGGAAAAAGAACAUUAAAAUCACAAAAUCAGCCAGAGUCUUCCAGGAAAAGAAAGAGAACAGAUGGAGAAGGAAGAAAGCAAGGUCAAAAAGGAAAGCAGGCCACUCAGGCAGUGAAAAGGAAGGCUAAGGAAGACAGGGACUAUUCCCCUCCAGUAUUAACAGAAGGAAAAGGGUCUUCAAAAACAGUGAAACUAACCAGUGCUAAAACAGGAUCUUGGCAGACACUCUCAGAGAGCAGCAGGCAGUUUCUGGAAACUGUGAUGGAUUCAGUAAUACUAUCUGUUUUGUGCCAACAAAGUGAGAGAAAAGGUGAUGUUCAGAAGCACCUCAAUUUACUGAAAGGAAGGUUGCUGAAAUCUUUCAAGACUUUAAAGGUUCCUCCAGGGAAGUUGGGCAACCUGAAGAAUGUCCGGAGCCUUCGAAUGGCAGAGAAACAAAUGCUUGAGACAAAUGAAGAGUCUUUGGCACAAUUGCAGGAUGAAGUAACUGAAGCUCAGCAAGCAGCAGGAUGCACUGAUGAAACUCUCCAGCAGCUGCAGUAUAAAAUCCAGGUGCUCAAGAACCAGUUAGAGGAAGAUGAAAGAAAGGCCAGGAAGGUGUUUCAGGAACCCAGCAGUAGAGCACUCCAACUUCCAGAGCUCCCCAAGCACAGUUUGCAGGCACCCACUUUGCAGGAAGAAAUUUUGAAGAUAAAAGAUCAGAAAGGUCUUUUAAAGGAUAUGAACAUUAUCCAGCAGUCAGAUGACUUGAAGAACAUGUUAAGCCUCAUUGAGAAGACCUAUGAAAAGGUGGAUUUCCUUUGAGAAACCAAAUAUAUGGAAUUUUCUUUGAAGAAAACCUAUGCCAGCACUCUGUGUUAAUGCAUGAUGAUGAUAAUGGAAACAGUGUUUCCUUCCCAAUAGCUUUGCAGCUGUGACUGCUGAAUUUCUGUUAAAGUGUUUUCUAUGAAUAUUGGUAUAUUAAGUGAUCUAUCAAGGCUUUUUGGGGGAAGGGUUUUUUUGGACUUGUGGUGGCUUCUAAUGCUAAUAAAUACUGUCUUAGAAGGAAGAGAAAGGGAUGCUGGGUUUAUUGGGCAUUUUUGUUGAAUAAAAUAACCUGUGCCAUUAGAUUUGUACUUCUCUAUCAAACCUAUAAAAUGGUAAAUCCAGUAUCUCUUAUGAAACUAACUUUUGUUUUGGAGUUAGAUCCUCUGUAAACCUGAAACACAUCGUAACAAUAGUCUUAUGUGAUGCUCAGUUGCAAAUCCCCUGAUUACUUUCUUACCAUUGUUAAUUAAAACCCUCCAUGGCAGGAAAAUGAAAAAUUAUCCAAUCUACAGGAUUUUUAAAAUACAUUUUUAUAUGCACUGCUUAAAACUUAAAAGAUGACACUGAUACCUGAUUUAUCCAGAAGGAUGAGGAACACAAAUAACAUUAUAGAGAAAAGCUGUAUUCUCAGAGUUGUGUACUACUAACCUUACAUUUCAUUAUCUGUCAGAUAUUCUUCAGCUCUAGAGAAAGUUAAGUCAAAAGUCUAUUUUCCCAUGCACCUUAUGCUCUCCUCUAUUUUUUCAUGACAGAGCUUCUCCUGUAAAAGAUGCAGUUAUUAACAAAGUGCUUUCUCCAAUCAAAUUAUCAGCUAGAAGACA
Molecule: messenger RNA, 2006 nt
Organism: Calypte anna (Anna's hummingbird)
Lineage: Eukaryota; Metazoa; Chordata; Aves; Apodiformes; Trochilidae
Gene: CENPQ
Product: centromere protein Q
Exons: 9
Coding region: 328-1182 (284 amino acids)
Source: RefSeq, a predicted model, not a curated record